ACUGUACUUUUCAACAUGGAUAGGAGAUUGGGUACCGUGUUGAAUGUUUUGAUCUUCUGCAGCGCCACCCUGGCAGUCUGUCCUGACGAUGCCACAGAUUUGGUGUCCUGGAAAUCUACAAUUGGAACGACUCCAAACUCCAACAUAACUCUAACACAACCAAUACUUCUGGAUACCUCUGUUGAACUCUUCGGACUUACCAUUGCGUCUGGUGGUCGUCUGGUAUGGAGCAGAAAUGGGAAUUACGGAAUGCGAGCGCAUUACAUCAGAAUUCAAAAUGGCGGCGAACUUCACAUUGGAAGUCUGACGUGUAAAUUCAACAAAAAAGCACGCAUCACCCUUUUAGGUGAACCGGAAGAAAAACUAAAUAUUCCUGGCUUUGGUGAAAAGUUUCUGGGCGUAGAGGCCGGUGGCGUUUUGAAUCUUUAUGGAGAAUAUAAAUUGUCCUGGACCAAGCUGACCCAGCAUGCCCUGAAAUUCGAUAAAUCAGUAGCAGAGAUUUAUAACCACAGGGAGACGGCUGAUAUCAUCAAAUCCCACGGUAUCUACAUCUAUCACUUUAAAGAGAACUUUCCGGCUGAUUUUGACAUUAAAAGAGACCCUGGAAUUGUGCAGGUGAACAGCAUUUACCGCAGAAUUGCUUACAAUAGCCAAGCCAAGAUUGACACAGCCAUAACAGACCUUACAAACUUUCUUAACGGCAUUCCCGUCGGCGAUAUCUAUGCCAUAGCAACACAGAAGGAUUUCAAGCGCGAAGACAGAGACUACAGCGCCCUCUAUGACGCAUUUGACGUCCUCGCUCCUUCCAAUUCUUUUAGAACAGCCACGAGAGAUGACGCGUAUGUUGCCAUCGGCUACAAAGGUGACCAGUCUUCUUUCGAGGAGGAUUUGGAUUCAACCGUUGGUACAAGUGACAGUACAGAAGCCAUCGUUGUUUACAACAUUGAGAACCGUGAACGGGAGCUGAUUGUGACCUCAGAGAAUCGAUUUAAUUCAAAUUUCGGCAUUAUACAGUUCCUUGUUGUCAACACCUUAUACACCCGUCCCAUAAUAUCAGUCGUAGACAAUGCUGGCAGCUGGAAAGCAGGUGAUCGCAUCUUCAUCACUUCCACUGACUAUGACUGGAAACAGGUGGAGGACUUCACCGUGGUUCCCUGUGACAGUUCCCUGUGUUCCGCCACCACUGUCAGACUGGACCAUCCUCUUGAAUUUGACCACUAUGGAGAAAUUUACAAACGAGUGGACAUGAGAGCGGAGGUGGGACUGAUGACACGGCACAUUGUCAUUGACGCUGAAGUGUCCGAAGGAAACAGCAACGGAGGUCAUGUCAAGUUUUUGUACGGAUUCAAGGAUGUUCAGGUGGAGGGAACCGAACUUACCAAUCUGGGACAACCUCUCAUCUUGGGUAGAUACCCUCUGCAUUAUCACAUGUGUGAUGACCUUGCCAACAGGACUGUGUACACUAAACAAUCCUUCUUCCGCGGGAAUUCGAUCCAUCACACGCAAUUCCGCUGUAUGACGAUACACGGGACACACAACGCCAAGAUUAUUGACUGCGUUUGCUACGAUUGUGUGGGCCAUGGAUUCUUCUUAGAGGAUGGAGGUGAAAAGAACACGUACAUGCGUGGUAAUUUGGGACUUGGACAGCGUAAAUUUGUGGGCACGACUAUACUAGACGUCACUGGGGCCAUUCCCACUGAUCAGACAAAAGGACCAGUGACGUUUUGGAUAACCAAUCCAAAGACAACUGUGUUAAACAAUGUGGCUGCGGGUGGUGACGGUAUCGGUAUGUGGUUUGUGUACCCGGAUCUACCCACAGGACCGUCCAGAACCAAGAAUUUCAUGCAGUUAAAAGAGGCGAGAAACACAAAGAUUACCCUGUACAAAAACAAUGUCCAUCACUCCUACGGAAGUGCCGGGCUGUUCGUUGACAACAUCGAAGCAGACGACUUGACCGUGAGUGGGUACAAUAAGUACAACCCUAAGGAGGACCCGCUAGACACAGAUUCUGCCUCUGUGGCCGCUGUGUUUGAAGGAAUAACUGCCUAUAAAAAUAAAGUACAGAACGCCUGGAUCCGUGGGACACCGAUAAUUGUCAAGGAGUCCUCGUUUGCAGACAGUCGGUUUGGGGCAACUAUGAUCAAAGAAAGAAAUAUAUGGGUGGAGUUUGUUAACAAUGUCGUCGUUGGAUAUUCUGAUAACCUAGGAAAGCCUAAUAAUGGAUUCACACGAUCGUUCCCAACAAAUCCCCCCCCAAAUGCUGUAGGGUACAGAUUUAAUAAAGGACCAGUUUACGUACGAAACACGUGGUUCCAUGGAUUUACAUCUACCUCUCUCUACAACGCCUCAGCUCUUUCAAACAAAAAUUGUUUUACGCACAUGAACCCACAGAAUCAGGUGGAGAACCUCUUAUUCAGCUUCGAUGAUGGACCGGGUAAUCGCUUUCUGUUCCAAAAGUGCAACGAUCUUCGGAAUGAUGAAGACGGAGUGUUUACCUUGAAAGAUAUUGGUAAUGGGUUGACCGGAAGUACAGAGUCUGAAGACGUAACAUUGGUAUAUAACCAUCCUUUCCACGUCACGGAUCAGUGUAAACAUAGAAAUGGUUGGAACGUCGCUUUCUGUCCGUAUAAUUAUGGAGAGAUGGUAGUGUCAUAUCCCACUGAUGAGGAGUUGAGCAUUUACAGAACCGACGGAAACCAUCCAAAACGAAGCAUACUAAAUAAAGCAUUUAUCGCCAUUCUUGGUGAAUCCAACCGAAAUGAGAACAAUUUUCAAUAUUUAAUGGCCUUUGAGGAUGGCAUGCCAGCAAGUGUUUCCAUUUUAGGAGAGUCGGUUACGAAGUCGGAUACCGCUCUGUUGGCGUACUGCGUGCCACGGGAUGCUGUUUUAAAAUUUACCUAUAGAAUCAACAACGUUAAACAGUCCACUCAAUCUGUCAGCUCUCUGACUGAUGUUCAGGGUGAUAAUAUUGGAGGCAAUUACUAUUUCGACUCAAAUGUGGGCGUUGUCUUCUUCAAAAUGGUUAACAACGUAGAAUAUGAAGAAGGAGAGAUGGCACAAUGUCCUUCAAACCGUUGUGUCAAGGUCACAAUCAAUGUUGAAACAGGGACACUCUCGGACAGUGAUUGUUACAACAGAUUCAUACAAGAGUCAUCUUAUCUUCAAGCUGGGGAGGGUAACCCAGCAGCAGAUAACGGUAUCUUGCAAGCAACAUCUGCCGAUCCCCCAGAGAACUGGGGUGCUGGAUCAACUUAUCCACCGCCAGCAUGAUGGAAUUGUACGUACGACACACAGACAACUAGCCAAAUGGACCUACCCAAGAUCAAAUUUACAUAUAUUCUAAUUUGUAUUCCUUUACUAUUGCAAUAGAAUUUUGUAUUUUUUCUGAAGAAAAUCUAAUAUAAAAAACGUUAUGAAAUGUUUCUCUCAAAUUCUUACCUACAUGUAGAUCUUUUCUGUUGCCAAUAAAAUUUGAAGCAUGA
This is a messenger RNA of Ostrea edulis (European flat oyster), 3482 nucleotides long. Its product is annotated as cell migration-inducing and hyaluronan-binding protein-like. The record is from RefSeq and is a predicted model, not a curated record. NCBI's taxonomy places the organism in Eukaryota, Metazoa, Mollusca, Bivalvia, Ostreida, Ostreidae. The coding region runs from base 16 to 3270 and encodes 1084 amino acids. The transcript is spliced from 24 exons.